UAAAUUUUGGCAACGAGACACCUUCCCGGUUGAAAUAUAGGCGUCCCUUAGGUUCUAUUAAUACCUUUGAAAGACGAUGUAUUCGGUUUUGCUCAUCGUCAGGCGGCUGAGUCGGACUUACAGGCUCAGUGGCAAAGGGAAUCGCUUGAAAUCAGGCAUGACUUGGACCACCGAAGACUCAGGCUAUGAAGAUGACUUGAAGAUGGAAGACGGAGCACCUUCGAUGCAGAUGCGAGCCUGUCUUGCACCUACAUUUGUAGACCAUCUAUGCGAGCUGAACAUAGAUUCCAAGGCCUCUUAUGUGAGGAAUACCAGCAUCAUUUGCACAAUAGGGCCCUCUUCAGCCAGCAUCUCUGUUUUGGAAAAGAUGAUUGAUACUGGUAUGAACAUUGCUCGUUUGAACUUUUCCCACGGUAGCCACGAUUACCAUGCGAAUACGAUCAAGAAUAUAAGGGAAGCUGUACAAAAUUACAGCACAAAGAGUGGAAGCCUUGUAUCGAUCGGCAUCGCUUUGGACACAAAGGGGCCUGAAAUACGAACUGGGAUCCUAGAAGAUGGUCCCAAUGCAGAGAUCGAGCUUGUAAAAGGAGACACAGUGCGAAUUACAACAGAUAAACAAUUUGCCGAAAAAUGUACAAAGAAAGACAUUUUUGUUGAUUACCCAAAUAUCACUAAAGUUACCAAACCCGGUGCUACAAUAUUCAUCGAUGACGGCCUUAUUUCGCUUGUCGUUAAACAAACUGUUGGAAACAGUUUAGCUUGCAAAGUCGAAAACGGUGGAAUGCUUGGCAGUAAAAAAGGUGUCAACCUUCCUGGAAUUCCUGUUGAUCUUCCAGCUGUUUCUGAAAAAGAUAGAAAUGACCUUUUGUUCGGUGUACAGCAGGGAGUAGACAUGAUAUUUGCAUCGUUCAUUAGAAAUGGAUCGGCUGUAAAUGAAAUAAGAGAAAUUCUCGGUGACGCCGGUCGAAACAUCCUUAUCAUUGCCAAAAUUGAGAAUCACCAGGGAAUGAAAAAUUUGGAUGAAAUCAUUGAAGCUGCUGAUGGAAUAAUGGUUGCUAGAGGUGACCUCGGUAUUGAAAUCCCUCCUGAAAAGGUCUUCUUGGCUCAAAAAUGCAUGAUAGCCAGAUGUAAUAAGGUUGGUAAGCCAGUAAUUUGUGCUACCCAAAUGUUAGAGUCCAUGAUAAAAAAGCCGAGACCGACAAGAGCUGAGAGCUCGGAUAUCGCUAAUGCCGUUUUGGACGGAGCUGACUGCGUCAUGCUCUCCGGUGAAACUGCUAAAGGUGAAUAUCCCAUCGAAUGCGUCAAAGUCAUGAACAACAUAUGCAAAGAGGCCGAAGCAGCAAUCUGGCACAAGCAACUGUUUUCUGACUUGGCUAGCAAGGUUGUACCACCGAUAGAUGCUACUCACAGUGUGGCAAUUGCUGCCGUAGAGGCCUCAGCCAAAGCCUUGGCAUCGGCAAUUCUGGUUAUAACAACCAGUGGACGCUCGGCUCAUUUGAUUUCAAAAUAUAAACCCAAGUGUCCGAUCAUCGCUGUCACCAGGCAUCCUCAAGUAGCUCGGCAAGCCCACUUAUAUAGAGGGAUAAUGCCUGUGCUUUUUGAAAAACCACUUCUGCCGGAUUGGAAGCAGGAAAUGGAUUCAAGAAUAAAAUUUGGGAUUUCUCUUGCGGUCAAGAGGGGUAUAAUACAAAAUCGUGAUUUGUUAACUGUGAUUAAGGGUUGGAAGCAAGGUUCCGGUUAUGCAAACAGUUUAAAACUUGUUCGCGCAGUUGAUGAGGAGGAGAAGGUGAUGGAAGAUGGAAGCAGCUGUUCUAUAGAAACAAAUCAAAACUAACUUGUCCGUCCCACAAAAAUAAUAAUAAUUUAAAAACACAUUAAAUUUGCCUUAUACUAUUUUCGUAUGAUAUAAUUUUCAAUUAAGUACCUUAACAAAUGUUCACAUUUGAAAACUACCAUAAAGUUUGGUUUUUGAAUGACAAAGAAGGAUUUACAAGCAUUAAACAUUACAAAUUGUUUUUAAAAUUAUGGCGACAAUGUCUGACACUCAUCCAUGCUCUUUUUCUCAUAGCACCUAUAGUUACUCGUGGGGGUAAAUUGGUUUUGUGUUUAUCAGAUACUUCAAGGAUUUUAAUCCUUAAAUCUUCAGCUCUGUUCACUACUAAACUACAUCUACACCCAACAAUUGCAUGCCUGGUUGAACUAGUAAUAUCUCAUUUAAAGAUUGGUAGGGGAGGAGUCAUCUCGUGGCCACCUUGUUCCCCUGAUGGUAUUGUCAUGGAUUUCUAAAUUUGAAGAUUCCUUAAAGAGGUGUUGUUCAGUAGUAAAUCAAGUGGUGUUGAAUCCACAACAGUGAUGAUAGAUAUUUGAGUUUUUCUCAAGUAACGUAAUGUUUCCGUGAAAAAAUUUACAAAAAAUCGUAACUCAGGGUCUGAAUAUGGGUAUAGGAACUAUAUGUUAGAAGUUGUUAAUAGAGUGUAUUAUUACCCAAAAAUUAUUACUCUGGGACACCCUGUAUGUUAGAUUUUAGGAAGAAAGAAAUAUUACAAUUCACAGUAUUUCUCACUCAGACAGACAGACAAACAGAAUAAGAUACAAUAAGAAAUAAAAAAUAAAAUGAAUGAUUAAUUUUUGAAACAACUAUUGUAAAGGGGUGUCGGAACCUGAAUAGUUAAACUGUUGACAUGGCGCUCGUCA
This is a messenger RNA of Cimex lectularius (bed bug), 2694 nucleotides long. Its product is annotated as pyruvate kinase-like. The record is from RefSeq and is a predicted model, not a curated record. Gene Ontology annotation, molecular function: magnesium ion binding; pyruvate kinase activity; potassium ion binding. Lineage: Eukaryota; Metazoa; Arthropoda; Insecta; Hemiptera; Cimicidae. Gene Ontology annotation, cellular component: cytoplasm. Gene Ontology annotation, biological process: glycolytic process. The coding region runs from base 77 to 1834 and encodes 585 amino acids. The transcript is spliced from 10 exons.